CCCCCCAUGGACGCCCCCCACCCCCACUGUCCCCUCCAAGCUCGCUACCCAGGGUCUCCCAGUGGCACAGCCAGCAGAGCAGGCAAAUAGACCCCUUAUGGGCGCCCAGCCGUCAGCCCAUCUACCCAGCCAUCCUCCCUCAUCUGACACCCUGCCCAUGGUGGCCACAGCGGCUCAAGACAUCCCAGAGCCCCUUAGGGGAGACAGGGCCUGUGUCCCCAUUUCCGUGCAGGAUCCCGGAUCCCCCAAAUUUGCUGUCACACCCUGCAGAAGCGAAGCUGUUGCUGUGACGUGGGUGUCCCCGUCCAUCCCCAGGGACCCCAGCCCCGUUGCUGUGACGUGGGUGUCCCCGUCCGUCCUCGGGGACCCCAGCCCUGUUGCUGUGAGGUGUGUGUCCCCGUCCGUCCCCGGGGACCCCAGCCCUGUUGCUGUGACGUGGGUGUCGGGGACGCUGCGAGCCCAGCGGGCGCUGGGCGGACGACCGAAGGUUCAUGGCUGUGCCGUCUGGUUGGCGCUCUCAGCCUGUGCCCGGGCUGGGCUCUCCUCGGCCUCUGGGCUGCCCAGACACCCCUUCACCUCAGCAACCAGCCGGGCCAGAUGCCGCUGGAGCUCGCUGGCCGAGCGGACGCAGCCCCCGAUCACCUCCUCCAGCUGCCGCAGCCGUGGGGCACCCUCGCCCAGGGGGCAGGCGUCGGGGGACGCCGUUGGGUCUGCAACAACAGCACUAUCACCAGGGGGCUCUGCGGGGGCAGGAGAACUGGCCGUGCGGGCAGGUCGCUGCCCCCAGCAGGGGCUGUGGGGGGCAGGAGGACUGGCUGCCAGGCGGUCGCUGCACCCGGCAGGGGCGCUGCGGGGCAGGAGGCUGGCCGUGCGGCACCAGCGAGACGUAGUUCCGUUCCUCACCUCGUCCUCGGCCAGGCUGAGUCCGCCCGUGCCGCCCGACCGCCCGGCGAACUCCAGCACGUGUGCCCUCGUGCCACCAGCGCACCUGCAGCUGCCUCCAGCCCAGCUCCAGGGCGGGUAG
Chelonoidis abingdonii (Abingdon island giant tortoise) is the source of this 1024-nucleotide messenger RNA. Lineage: Eukaryota; Metazoa; Chordata; Testudines; Testudinidae. The record is from RefSeq and is a predicted model, not a curated record.